GAUAUCUUUGAUAUCUCUUUUUUGGUUCAAUCAUUUCCUCAACUUGUUGGUUCAAUCACAAUUCACAAACACCAUGCGUUUGCAUUUUCGCUCGUUAGUCUUCUUACUCUACUGUAUCGUCUUCGCUUCAAGCUUCUUGAUGAUCAGUGCUCUUCGUACUUGUCGUCCUGACCAGAUCCAGGUUCUAAUGCAAUUCAAGAACGAGUUUGAAUCUGACGGUUGCAACCGCAGUGACUACUUAAACGGAGUCCAGUGUGAUAACGCGACUGGUGCGGUCACGAAGCUUCAGCUCCCAAGUGGUUGCUUCACUGGACCUCUCAAACCAAAUAGUAGCCUCUUCGAGUUGCAUCAGCUUCGUUACCUUAAUCUCUCUCACAACAACUUCACUUCCUCCUCACUCCCUUCUGAAUUCAGCAAUCUCAACAGAUUAGAGGUUUUGUCUCUUGCCUCUAGUAGCUUUACUGGUCAAUUUCCUUCCUCAAUUAGUAACCUUAUCUUGCUUACACACUUAAACCUUUCCCAUAAUGAGCUCACUGGUAGUUUCCCACUUGUAAGAAACCUAACAAAGCUUUCGUUUCUAGACCUUUCUUACAAUCAGUUCUCAGGAGCCGUACCUUCUGAUUUACUACCCACUUUGCCUUUCUUGUCUUAUCUUGAUUUGAAAAAGAAUCAUCUUACUGGUUCUAUUGAUGUUCCCAACUCUUCUUCUUCAUCUAAGCUAGUGCGUUUGUCCCUUGGGUAUAACCAAUUCGAAGGACAAAUCCUAGAGCCUAUCUCCAAGCUCAUCAACCUCAACUAUCUUGAACUUGCUUCCCUAAACAUAAGUUACCCAAUUGACUUACGGGUCUUCUCUCCUCUCAAAUCUUUGUUGGUCUUUGAUAUUCGUAAAAAUAGGUUAUUACCAGCCAGUUUAAGUUCAGAUUCAGAGAUUCUAUUGAGCUUAGUAAGCCUGAUUUUGGUGCAGUGCGACAUGAUCGAGUUUCCAAACAUCUUAAAGACCCUUCAAAACUUAGAGCAUAUAGACAUUUCCAACAAUCUAAUCAAAGGGAAAGUACCUGAGUGGUUUUGGAAGCUUCCUCGUCUUAGCAUAGCGAAUCUUGUUAACAAUUCUUUUACCGGUUUCGAAGGUUCUUCAGAAGUGUUACUUAACUCAUCAGUGCAGUUACUAGAUUUUGCCUAUAACUCUAUGACAGGAGCGUUUCCUAUUCCACCACUCAAUUCCAUCUACUUGUCUGCGUGGAACAAUAGUUUCACAGGGAACAUACCUCUCUCAAUCUGCAACCGAAGCUCUCUCGUCGUCCUUGAUCUAUCCUACAACAACUUCACCGGUCCAAUUCCUCAAUGUCUAAGUAACUUAAAAGUAGUGAAUCUGAGGAAGAACAGCUUGGAAGGAAGUAUACCUGACAAGUUCUAUAGAGGUGCUUUGACACAGACGCUUGACGUUGGUUACAAUCGACUAACCGGGAAGAUUCCAAAAUCACUUUUAAAUUGCUCCUUUCUGAAGUUUCUGAGUGUUGACAACAACAGAAUUGAAGACACGUUUCCUUUCUGGCUGAAGGCGCUACCCAAUUUGCAUGUCUUUACUCUCCGUUCAAACAGAUUCUUCGGCCAUCUCUCUCCUCCUGAUCGAGGUCCUCUCGCAUUUCCUGAGCUGCGGAUACUUGAAUUGUCGGAUAACAGCUUUACCGGAAGCUUGCCACCAAGUUUCUUUGUUAACUGGAAAGCAUCAUCAGUCAAGAUAAAUGAAGAUGGGCGUAUGUAUAUGGGAGACUACAAAAAUGCUUAUUAUAUCUAUGAAGACACUUUGGAUUUGCAAUACAAAGGUCUAUUCAUGGAGCAGGGGAAAGUCCUUACUUCCUACAGCACCAUUGAUUUCUCUGGAAACAAACUUGAAGGACAGAUUCCUGAGUCCAUUGGUCUGUUGAAGGAAUUGAUUGCGCUCAACUUAUCAAACAACGCCUUUACUGGCCAUAUUCCUAUGUCUUUGGCAAAUGUUACGGAGCUUGAGUCACUAGACCUGUCAAGAAACCAACUAUCAGGGAAUAUUCCUAGAGAACUCGGAAGCCUUUCGUUUUUGGCGUAUGUAAGUGUGGCUCAUAAUCAACUCAAAGGUGAAAUACCACAAGGACCACAGUUUAGUGGGCAAGCUGAAUCAUCAUUUGAAGGGAAUGUAGGUCUAUGUGGUCUUCCUCUCCAGGGAAAUUGCUUUGCGCCACCAACACUCUAUUCAAAGGAAGAAGACGAAGAAGAAGAAGAGGACGAAGUGUUAAACUGGAAAGCAGUGGUUAUCGGGUAUUGGCCUGGACUGUUACUUGGAUUGGUAAUGGCACACGUCAUUGCUUCAUUCAAGCCGAAGUGGUAUGUCAAGAUAGUUGGUCCAGAUAAGGGCAAGCAAGUAGAUCCAGUUAGAUUGUUUAUGACUCUGGAUUCAAGAUGGGACAGUUUUAAUAAUAAGGAUAAUGUAGAAGAAGAAAGUGAUACGAAAAUAUAGAAUGUGGAUAUGUUGUUACCUGAUGUAAGAAAGAAGUUGACUAGUUUCUGUAACUUUUGGUUCCCUAAAUUAAGAUCUCUCUUUUGGCUGAUAAUA
Arabidopsis lyrata subsp. lyrata is the source of this 2587-nucleotide messenger RNA. Its product is annotated as receptor-like protein 12. The coding region runs from base 74 to 2491 and encodes 805 amino acids. The record is from RefSeq and is a predicted model, not a curated record. Gene Ontology annotation, molecular function: protein binding. The transcript has a single exon. Lineage: Eukaryota; Viridiplantae; Streptophyta; Magnoliopsida; Brassicales; Brassicaceae.